Aspergillus tanneri is the source of this 1854-nucleotide messenger RNA. RefSeq names its product flavin-containing monooxygenase. The record is from RefSeq and is a predicted model, not a curated record. Gene Ontology annotation, molecular function: NADP binding; N,N-dimethylaniline monooxygenase activity; flavin adenine dinucleotide binding. The transcript has 3 exons. NCBI's taxonomy places the organism in Eukaryota, Fungi, Ascomycota, Eurotiomycetes, Eurotiales, Aspergillaceae. Bases 1 to 1854 code for a protein of 617 amino acids.
AUGGCCGUCAAAGGACCUCUUGUUGCAGCCACAACGCUUCCAUUCUUAACCCGAGAUGCAUACAGUCCUUCAGCUGUGGAUGCGGUCCCUGUGAAUGUGAAGUCCCCCGAGAGUAAACCAGCAUUUGAGAUUGAAGAGCAUCCGAUUGACCAGGUUCGACCGAUCAAAGUUGGUGUGAUCGGCGCUGGGCUAGCAGGCAUCACAGCGGGCGUGCUCUUUCCUGCCAAGUUACCGGGUCUGGAUUUGAAGAUCUAUGACAAGAAUGCAGACGUAGUACGUUAUGUUCCCUCCUUAGAAUGGUUCGAGAACACAUAUCCAGGUGUUCGAUGCGAUAUCCCGGCUCAUGUCUACCAAUCUGGAUUUGCGCCCAACACACAAUGGACAGAGGAAUUUGCCCAGGGCGCAGAAAUCCGCGAAUACUGGCAGGGCGUGGCGCGCAAGUACGACGUCUAUCGACAUCUACGGCUGCAGCAGAAGGUUGAGAGGGCGGAGUGGAUUCCCCAGCUUGCUAAAUGGCGUGUCACUAUACAGGAUUUGAAGAACAACAAGACAUAUCAAGAAGAGCUAGAUGUACUCAUCAAUGCUAUCGGUCACUUUAACGACUGGCAAUUGCCCAACUAUGAAGGUAUAAACCAAUACCAAGGAAAGCUCUUCCACUCGUCACACUGGCAACACGACGUGGAACUACAGGGGAGACGCAUCGCGCUGAUCGGCAACGGUGCCUCGGGACUGCAAGUGCUGCCCUCUAUCCAGCCACUGGCUCACCACGUUGACCACUACGCUCGCAACCGCACCUGGGUCGCCGAUUCAUUUGGCACCACCGGCGUGCGUCGGCUCGAGCCAAACAUUAUUCCUCCUGAGCAACGCGAAACCUUUAAGGACUCCGAGCGAUACCAGCAAUACCGCAAAUCUAUCGAACAAGGAUACUUUUCCCGCUUUGGGGCCAUUUUCAAAAACUCACCGGAAAACCUCGAACAGCGCGAGAAGUGGACGCAGUUGAUGCUGGGACGCGUCAUCGACAAGCCCGAAUUGGGUGACUUGAUCAUCCCCGAUUUCCCGCCCAACUGUCGUCGUCCCACGCCUGGACCGGGGUAUCUCGAGGCGCUGACCAAGCCUAACGUCAGCUAUAUCCAGACGCCUAUCCAGCGGUUCACGUCCACAGGAAUUGUGACAGUCGAUGGCCAGGAGCGGCCUGUUGACGUGGUCAUCUGCGCCACGGGGGCCAAUGUUGACCAUGCGCCGCCCUUUUCCAUCAUUGCCGACGGCAUCGACCUCAAGACAGCCUGGAAACACGAUGGCCUUUGGGGAUUCCCCUACAACUAUCUUGGGGUGGCCACCCCGGGAUUCCCUAAUCUGCUAUGGAUCGGAGGACCACAUUCCACCGGCCACGGUGGCAGCGUGCCCAAUAGUCUCGAGAACCAGAUCACGUAUAUUGCCAAGAUAUUGCGCAAGAUUCGCAGCCAAGGCAUCCAGUCGUUGGCGCCCUCCAAACAGGCCGCUGAUGACUUUAUCGAGUACUGCGAUCGAUUCUACCCCCGGACCGUGUGGACGGGGAACGAUGACUCCACGCCGGGCCAGAAGAACUGCCGGUCAUGGUACAACGGAGGUCGUCCCGGGGGACGCAUCCACGGGUUGUUCCCCGGUAGCGCGGCGCAUCUCAACUAUCUGCGUCGGGAUCCCCGAUGGGAGGACUGGGAGUACACCUACACCAACCCCAGCGGCAAUCGGUUUGCGUACUUUGGCAAUGGAUGGACGACGCGAGAGACGAUGCAAAAUGCGGACUUGACGCCGCAUGUGCUGCGGCCGGAGGAAAUCGAUCUGCGGUCAUAUAUGGAGGGGUGGUGGGAUGUGUGA